This is a messenger RNA of Mustela erminea (ermine), 2166 nucleotides long. RefSeq names its product cytochrome b-c1 complex subunit 2, mitochondrial. The transcript is spliced from 18 exons. The coding region runs from base 485 to 1975 and encodes 496 amino acids. Gene Ontology annotation, molecular function: metalloendopeptidase activity; metal ion binding. Lineage: Eukaryota; Metazoa; Chordata; Mammalia; Carnivora; Mustelidae. Gene Ontology annotation, biological process: proteolysis. The record is from RefSeq and is a predicted model, not a curated record. Gene Ontology annotation, cellular component: mitochondrion.
GUGGAAAAUGCCAGCAGAUGGCGGGCUAGGAUCGUAGCUGCGUUGAAGGCGCGGCCCCCGCUCCGGACCGCCGGCGACCACCCGGUAACAACCCCCCCCUCCACACACACACACAUCGGGAAUAGCACACCGGAGACUUUUUGAGGGAAACUAGGUCGACGGCCCGCGGCGCCCGGAUGGGCAGCUGAGAUUGCCAACACUCCUGAUCACCCAAUGUGUGCUGGUUUAUAUGACUCCGGAGCAGCCGGCCAGCCUUCUCAAGUGGACAGCCAGCAGUUUUGACACCGCCACGUUCAUAAACUAUGAACAGGGAGCGUAACACUCUGCUCAGACUGCAGACAGCAGUACCCAGUCCUGAGGCUGAACUUGCGGCUACCUAGGAUAUCUGGUAACGUCUGCUGAGCAUUUUCCCCCGGCCCUUUGACUUUCGUCUGUAGGAGAAGUAUUGCCAACACUCCUGAUCACCCAAUGUGUGCUGGUUUAUAUGACUCCGGAGCAGCCGGCCAGCCUUCUCAAGUGGACAGCCAGCAGUUUUGACACCGCCACGUUCAUAAACUAUGAACAGGUUUCCGCUUUUAACGCCAGUUACUCGGAUUCUGGACCCUUUGGGAUUUACACCAACUCGCAGGCUGCCGCAGCUGGAGACAGGUUUUACUCCCUGAAAGUUGCUCCCAAAGUGAAAGCCACGGCCGCCCCUACAGGAGUGCCUUCACAGCCUCAGGACCUUGAGUUUACCAAAUUACCAAACGGCCUAGUGAUUGCUUCUCUGGAAAACUAUGCUCCUGCAUCAAGAAUCGGUUUAUUCAUUAAAGCCGGCAGCAGACAUGAGGACUCCAACAACUUAGGAACCUCUCAUCUGCUUCGUCUUGCCUCCAGUUUGACUACUAAAGGAGCUUCAUCUUUCAAGAUAACCCGUGGAAUCGAAGCAGUUGGUGGUAAAUUAAGUGUGACUUCAACCAGGGAAAGCAUGGCCUACACUGUGGAAUGCCUGCGGGACCAUGUUGAUGUUCUAAUGGAAUUCCUGCUCAAUGUCACCACAUCACCAGAAUUUCGUCGUUGGGAAGUGGCUGCCCUUCAGUCUCAGCUAAGGAUUGACAAAGCUGUAGCUUUUCAGAAUCCACAGGCUCAUGUCCUUGAAAAUCUGCAUGCUGCAGCUUACCGAAAUGCCUUGGCCAAUUCCCUGUAUUGUCCUGAUUAUAGGAUUGGAAAAGUGACACCAGAUGAGUUGCAUUACUUUGUUCAGAACCAUUUCACAAGUGCGAGAAUGGCUUUGGUUGGACUUGGUGUGAGUCACCCUGUUCUAAAGCAAGUUGCAGAACAGUUUCUCAACAUGAGGGGUGGGCUUGGUUUACCUGGUGCAAAGGCCAAGUACCGUGGAGGUGAAAUCCGAGAGCAGAAUGGAGACAGUCUUGUUCAUGCUGCUCUUGUAGCUGAAAGUGCUGCCACAGGAAGUGCGGAAGCAAAUGCAUUUAGUGUUCUCCAGUAUGUUCUUGGUGCUGGACCACAUGUCAAGAGGGGCAGCAAUCCCACCAGCUCUCUGUACCAGGCUGUUGCCAAGGGAGUUCACCAGCCAUUUGAUGUUUCCGCUUUUAACGCCAGUUACUCGGAUUCUGGACUCUUUGGGAUUUACACCGUCUCGCAGGCUGCCGCAGCUGGAGAUGUUAUCAAGGCUGCCUAUAGCCAAGUAAAAACGAUUGCUCAAGGAAACCUUUCCAAUGCAGACGUCCAAGCUGCCAAGAACAAGCUGAAAGCUGGCUACCUAAUGUCAGUGGAGUCUUCUGAGGGGUUCCUGGAUGAAGUCGGGUCCCAGGCACUGGGUGCGGGAUCGUACACGCCGCCAGCCACAGUCCUUCAGCAGAUAGACUCCGUAGCUGACGCCGAUGUCGUAAACGCUGCAAAGAAGUUUGUUUCUGGCCGGAAGUCAAUGGCGGCAAGUGGAAAUCUGGGCCAUACACCUUUUGUUGAUGAGUUGUAAUACUGAAACACAUCUUGCAGGGAAGAGCUGAACAUGUUCUCAACCCAGAGCAGCAAACACAUGAAAGUCAAAGAUCUCUAAUAUAACAUUUUAUCUUUUUGUUUUUCAAUGAGGUGAAAUGUCUUAACAUAUAAAUACAGGUAAUUAUCCCCAGCUGACUUAAAGUAAAUAAAACAUUCUGUUUAAAUGUU